This is a messenger RNA of Cyprinus carpio (common carp), 543 nucleotides long. RefSeq lists its product as uncharacterized. Lineage: Eukaryota; Metazoa; Chordata; Actinopteri; Cypriniformes; Cyprinidae. The record is from RefSeq and is a predicted model, not a curated record. Bases 1 to 543 code for a protein of 180 amino acids. The transcript is spliced from 2 exons.
AUGCCUUUUGGUCUGUGCAAUGGACCUGCCACAUUUCAGUGCCAUCUUGAACAGAUAUUCCAGCGGCUGUCCCAUUAUGGGUUAAAAUUAAGAUCUGACAAGUGCCGGCUCUUCCAAAAGCAGGUGAAGUUUCUCGGCCACGUGGUGGACAAGGCUGGCGUACAUCCUAACCCUGGGAAGACAGCAGCAGUCCAAGGUUGGCCUACUCCUGCCACAGUUCGGGAGGUAAGGGCCUUCUUGGGCCUUGCAGGCUACUACAGGCGUUUUAUUGCUAAUUUUUCCAAAAUCGCUCAACCUCUAAAUGCUCUCUUGGUUGGCAUUCCUGUAGAUAAAAAGUCUGGUACACGUCUGAUUGAGUGGACCACUACAUGCCAGUCUGCAUUUGAGACCCUGAAGUCUUGCUUGACAAAAGCCCCUGUCUUAGCCUAUGCGGACUUCGCUUUACCGUUUGUCGUGUACACAGAUGCCAGCCACCAAGGCUUAGGUGCUGUUCUGUCACAAGUGCAGGAUGGAAGGGAGCAUGUGAUUGCUUAUGCUAGCUGA